GAGAGAGAGAGAGAGAGUAAAGAUGCCCUGAUGGAUUAUUGGAUGCACCUGGUUGUCCAUUACGCAUAAGGAGUCUAAUUUACGGACAUUAUGGAUUGGACAAAUUGAUGUUAAAACUGACAGCUCAACAGCGAGAGGUUUGUGUCACCAGGUGAACAGGGAGAAGAAUAUGGACGUCGAGGGUGAUAUUCAGCACAAAGAAAGAGACAUGGAGGGAACUUCACUGCCGUUUUCAGUGACCACCGACUGGCUGGAGGACGGAGGCAAUGAGACGAUUGGGAAUCAGUUCCAGCAGCCGGACUGGCAGGUGGCUCUGUGGGCUAUAGCCUACUCCCUCAUCAUCCUGGUGUCCAUCACUGGUAAUGUCACAGUGAUUUGGAUUAUUCUCGCUCACAGACGCAUGAGGACUGUAACCAACUACUUCAUCGUCAACCUGGCCUUCUCUGACGUUUCCAUGGCAACCUUCAACACUCUUUUUAACUUCGUCUAUGCGCUUCACAAUGACUGGUACUUUGGCCUGGGCUACUGCCGAUUUCAGAACUUCUUCCCCAUCACAGCCAUGUUUUCAUCGAUAUACUCGAUGGCUGCCAUCGCAGUGGACAGGUACAUGGCCAUCAUCCACCCUCUGAAGCCCCGCCUCUCCUCCACCUCUACGAAGGUUGUGAUCGCCGUCAUUUGGAUCGUAGCGAUCUUACUGGCUUUCCCUCAGUGCUACUACAGCGUGACAAUAUUUUACUACCCCAGAACCGUGUGCCUGGUCGACUGGCCUGACGACUAUGGAGGAACACAUCAACUAAGUUACCAGUUUGCAGUGAUAUUGCUGAUCUACUUGCUCCCUCUACUGGUGAUGCUGGUGACCUACAGUAUAGUGGGCCAAUCGUUGUGGGGCGGGCACAUCCCUGGAGAGGCGACGGACCAUUAUCAUAGCCAGAUAACAGCCAAGAGAAAGGUGGUGAAGAUGAUGGUUGUCGUGGUGGUGACCUUUGCCCUGUGCUGGUUGCCCUACCACAUCUACUUCAUACUGGGAUCAUUUAACAGAGACAUUUAUAAACAACACUACAUUCAACAGGUGUAUCUGUCCAUAUUCUGGCUGGCGAUGAGUUCGACCAUGUACAAUCCUAUCAUUUACUGCUGUCUAAACCAAAGGUUUCGUGCUGGUUUCCGUCACGCAUUUGCUUGGUGUCCCUUCAUCAAAGUGUCGGAGGAGGACAGGAUGGAGCUGCAGCACACGCACACCUUCAGAGUCACCAUGACGCGCAGCCACCGCAAAGACAGUUCAAUCGCACACACCUCCAUCAAAACAAACAACACCUUCGGCACAAACGUGGCCAUCAGCGGUGAGCUAAACACAGAGAGAGAGGCCUGCAUGCAGCUAAAAAAACAGGCAUCACUGAAAACAUACAGCACGCACAACAAGAGGCCGGACGAUACAAAAUCCCCCGCUGCCAAACUGAUGCAGUGACGACUGAAUCAAAUGAUAAUGGGGACAUGCUCGAUGGAAAAGCAACAGGGGUUUGUCUACAGCAACAGAGCUGAUAAUAAAUAGACAAUAAAGACAAAGGGUAGCCUGCUGACAAACAGAGUGGAGCAAACAUUCAUCCAUGUGGAAAACCUUGAAACAAAGAGUUAUUGGAUCUGGCUUGAGACUAAUUACCUUUUUCGUUAAAGAAGAAUAUAAAGGAAUGUGAAUAUGUUGAUGGAUGUGCCAAAGUGGUCAUAUGAACAUGUGAAAAUAGUCAUAUAUGAAGAAACUACACCUGCAUACUGGACAACAAGAUUGUUAAUGGGAAAGUCCGUAGAUAAAUACAUCCAUCAUUCAUUUCUUUUACUGAAGCCCAUGCUCCUUCCUCCUCCCACAUCCUUUCUUCCAUCACUGACUUUUUUUCUAUUUCACCUUUGGAGAAAAGCUGUUAACUGUGGAUAUAUUUGUGUAACUGUGGAGUUUUUGUGUGGUUACUGAUUUUCAACACUAUAGAAUGGAUGAGCAGUCCAUUGGCAUCAGCACCAAGCCUUAAUAAUGUUCUUUUUGUGUGUUUUCUUCUUUUUAUUGCCAAAGACAUGGGACUUUCUUUUUUUUUAAUUGGCUUUUUCUCAAAGGGGCAUUUUCUAUUUAAUUUAUUUUCUUCACCAAUUAUAAUGCACAAAGUGAUAAUUAAAGCCAUUCAUUGGUAA
Messenger RNA from Sebastes umbrosus (honeycomb rockfish), 2172 nucleotides. RefSeq names its product tachykinin receptor 2 (gene tacr2). Bases 170 to 1462 code for a protein of 430 amino acids. Gene Ontology annotation, molecular function: substance K receptor activity. The transcript has 8 exons. The record is from RefSeq and is a predicted model, not a curated record. Gene Ontology annotation, biological process: positive regulation of flagellated sperm motility; G protein-coupled receptor signaling pathway. Gene Ontology annotation, cellular component: plasma membrane; sperm midpiece. NCBI's taxonomy places the organism in Eukaryota, Metazoa, Chordata, Actinopteri, Perciformes, Sebastidae.